Arvicola amphibius (Eurasian water vole) is the source of this 552-nucleotide messenger RNA. RefSeq names its product transmembrane protein 252 (gene Tmem252). The transcript is spliced from 2 exons. The record is from RefSeq and is a predicted model, not a curated record. Bases 1 to 552 code for a protein of 183 amino acids. Lineage: Eukaryota; Metazoa; Chordata; Mammalia; Rodentia; Cricetidae.
AUGCAGAACAGGGCCAGUCUAAGCCUCUGUGCCCUCUUCCUCCUCGCAGGCUUUCUGAUGAUCUGCUUGGGGGGCUACUUCAUCUCCAACUCUGUAGUCCACUCUCAGAGGAAUCUGGUCAUGGCCUACGUGCUUCUGCCUAUGGGGUUUAUGAUCCUCCUGAGUGGAAUUUUCUGGGCCACUUACCGCCAAGCAAAUGAAAACAAAGAGAUGUUCAACUACGUGCUGAGACAGCACCUUGCAUCCCAGGACCUGCCCCUGGCCACAAUCGACAGGCCCAGCUUUUAUCCCCCGACUUAUGAAGAAAGCCUGGAUGUUGAGAAACAGGCCUGCCCUGCAGGCAGAGGCCUCCUGGGAUUUCCUCCUCCUCUAUAUUCAGCAACAAACCUGGAUCUUGUAGAUGAAGACGACCUGCGACCCGAGGCCCCACCACCCUACCAGGAGUGCACGGCAGAUGCAGUAGUGUCAGCAAAGACACAGGAUGCCGAGGGACCAAGCACAGAGCCAAAGGCAGGGCCUGCUCUCCAGCCCUCUGAACUCACCAGCUGCUGA